GAGAGAGUGUGUGUGUGUGUGUCUGUGCAUGUGUGUGAGAGAGAGAAAGAGAAGGAAAGGGCAGAAGUGGAGCAGCUGAAAUUGUGAAGUUAAGGGAGAGCCCCACACAAGAACAAAAGGCGGAAGAUUCUCUCAGCACAAUGGGCAAGUCAGCCUCCAAGCAGUUUGCCGAAGAGGUCCUGAGGAGCCACAAUGAGUACCGGAGGCAGCACCAGGCCCCGCCUCUGAAACUGAGCAGCAAGCUCAGCCGAGACGCCACGAGGUAUGCGGAGAGCUUGGCCAGCACCAGGAUCCUGAAGCACAGCGCCGAGUCCAGCAGGGGGAGCUGUGGAGAGAACCUGGCAUGGGCGUCCUAUGACCAGCCAGGAAAAGAUGUUGCGGACCGAUGGUACAACGAAGUGAAGAGCUACAACUUUAACCGUCCUGGUUUUUCCACAGGGACAGGACAUUUCACAGCCAUGGUUUGGAAGAGCACAAAGAAGCUGGGAGUGGGGAAAGCCACCGCCACCGACGGCUCCACCUUUGUGGUGGCGCGCUACUUUCCUGCGGGCAACAUCACCAACCAAGGCCACUUCGAGGCCAACGUGCUCCCACCCAGGAAGUGACGCAGAGGGAGGAAAGGGAGGGCGGGGUUCGGCUGGGCCAAACAUCACUGUAAUUACCGUGGAGACAUCACCGAGGUGUUCUACCAUAGCCUUAACCUGCAACUGAAUAGAAACACAUGCCAUUUCCCUGUUUUUGGUUCACAAAUUGAUCUCGCCUCUAAUGUAAACUGGUGGAAACCAAAUACAGGUCUAUUGCCUGUAGUAUUCCUUUCAUUUUCAUUUUCAUUUUUGGGUAAUGUAAUGACCCAUAGAAUCAAAUUGCUCUAUAUAGAGUUAUCGGAAUCUCCUGAUCCAGUUCAUUAAACAGCACCGCACUAUCUGAGAUUUAAAUUACAUCCUAAAUUACAAGCUGUUGUCCUCAGUGUCCUCAGUAGGUGGAGAGGUACACAAUUGCUUGAUUGUCACAGCUGGAGAGAAAGUAAUUUUGGUUUGCCAGGAGAUGGAGCACAUAAUUGGGCCAGAAUUUUGUCUCCACCGUGCUCGCCGUUCAUGUGUGGGUUCUUGAGAUUGGUUUACUGUGAUUGAUUUUAAGAGGGCCAAGACUCGCUUUAAGUAUGAGUAACAAAAUUCCCGAGAGCUGUCGCUAACAACAACCCAGACUCAGGUGGCUGAAGGAGAUGGCAUUACCAAAUGCAGUAUUUUCCAUGGUCUGUAAGGUGUAUGAAGUGCACGUGCUUGACUGUCCGAUUGUACCAGCUGGACCUCAGGGACAAGGUGGGAGGGUUUUUAUCAAGGGGUUUUUAAAGUCCUCCUCUAUGAGUGCCAUCCCAAAGCAUGCUGUAAAACGUGCACCCAAUAUGCUGUUUAGUGUUG
Megalops cyprinoides (Indo-Pacific tarpon) is the source of this 1418-nucleotide messenger RNA. It is a transcript of the gene glipr2l, whose product is annotated as GLI pathogenesis-related 2, like. Bases 141 to 605 code for a protein of 154 amino acids. NCBI's taxonomy places the organism in Eukaryota, Metazoa, Chordata, Actinopteri, Elopiformes, Megalopidae. The record is from RefSeq and is a predicted model, not a curated record. Gene Ontology annotation, cellular component: extracellular region. The transcript has 5 exons.